AUGCGCAACAGCGAAUCAUUGCCGUCGGUGUUGUGCGCACGAGCACGGCACGGCCUGGCCAACAGGAGGAGCAACGACGACACGGACGAGGUUGACGAUGGAUGCAAAGCGGUGAUGAUGGGGAUGUUUUUUUUUCUGGGGCAUCGCUGGGGCGGCGUCGCAGAUGCGCGCCACUUGCUCUUUCCCAUUCUAUCUGCGUAUAGACGUGGAGAGGAAGGAGCGCACGAGGCGACGGAGGGCAAGAGGCCAGCGCUGGAGCCAAUGGCCGGGGCGGCUUGCCAAGGCCCAUUACCUGAUGGCGCUGUGCCUUAG
Purpureocillium lilacinum is the source of this 312-nucleotide messenger RNA. NCBI's taxonomy places the organism in Eukaryota, Fungi, Ascomycota, Sordariomycetes, Hypocreales, Ophiocordycipitaceae. The record is from RefSeq and is a predicted model, not a curated record.